Messenger RNA from Protopolystoma xenopodis, 480 nucleotides. The record is from the annotation of a GenBank genome assembly. Lineage: Eukaryota; Metazoa; Platyhelminthes; Monogenea; Polystomatidea; Polystomatidae.
AUGGUGAAUUACAAACGGUUUGUUCAGGUCGGCAGGGUUGUGUACAUAGCCUAUGGAGUUCAUGCCAAAAGAAUUGCUAUUAUUGUGGAAAUUAUUGACCAGAAUCGUGUACUGAUCGAUGGUCCCUGUUCAAAUGUUCCCAGGCGGCCAAUAAAUGUUAAGAAACUCCACAUGACUAAAAUUCUCUGCAAAUUACCCCAUGGUUGUGGAACUGCAACCGUAAGGAAAAUAUGGGCGAAGAAUAAAGUAGAUGAACGAUGGCAACGGACCGUUUGGGCGCGCAAACUUGCUAAGAAGGCUUUGCGAGCAGGUCUUAACGACUUUGAGCGGUUCAUUGUCAUGCUUGCAAGACAAAAGAAAAACCGAAUCGUGCAAAACUAUAGGAUGCGAAAGCCCGACUCACAGCCUAAAGCAAUCAAGCCUUCAAAAAAUAAGCCCAAGGCGAAAACGGUGGCAGCCAAGCCGCCCAGAACGAAGUGA